Ornithodoros turicata is the source of this 1320-nucleotide messenger RNA. Its product is annotated as low-density lipoprotein receptor-related protein 12-like. Gene Ontology annotation, molecular function: protein binding. The record is from RefSeq and is a predicted model, not a curated record. NCBI's taxonomy places the organism in Eukaryota, Metazoa, Arthropoda, Arachnida, Ixodida, Argasidae. Bases 85 to 1179 code for a protein of 364 amino acids. The transcript is spliced from 7 exons.
UCUGGAAUUAAGAAAAAACGUGGAAUUAGAAAGCGAUGUCAUUGGCGAACAGGGCAUCCCUAUUCGACUAAUGCAAAAUUGAAAAUGAAUGCAAAUGACCAGACGGACUGGAGGAAACAAAGAACAAUUUGGUACAUGCUAGCUAGCGACUUCAGAAGCGGCCACUGCUCCGAGGACGAAGAAGAAGCGGCUUCACGUACCACGCGUGAAGUUUUUGCAACGGCGUUCCACUUCCUCUUAGCACUCACUCACUCAACGCCGUUCCGAAGUAUGAGCGUUUAUAGGGAAUGGUGUAUGCUUUUCCACAUGAUGCUGCCUCUCUGGAAGGUUAUUUUAUGUCACGAAGGAUAUAUCGAAGAGCCAUUCUUCGACCUCUGUGGCAAAGCUGGACUGAGUCUGGAAGCCACGGGGCUCAAGUCUGCUAGGAAACUAACCGCUGUGCAACCAAGACAGAUAAUACGUGAGAAAUGCACCUUCGAAGUGAAAGCCAACAACUCAGAUGGAGUCGUACUGUUCAUACAAGAGAUGAAGCUUCGCACUUCCAAAGCUGUCGAUGACGUCUGCAUCGACUAUGUUGAGUUUACAGCCGAUACUGGGAAGAGUCACAUAACUGUAUGUGGUGAAACAAUGAAGUCUUACGACACCGGUGUACCACUCAACAUCAGCUUGUACCUCAAUCCGACCCAAUUCUACGAACCCGGCACCAUACUGAAGCUUGUCCUCACGGGGUUCAAUAAAACUACACAAGUGGAUUGCAACGAUGAAUCCUUCCGGUGUUCAAACUCUCGCUGCAUCUGGAAGGGUUUCAUGUGUGACGAAACUGACAACUGCGGGGACGACAGCGACGAGAAGUACUUUGUCAGCUCCAUGUGCUAUAUGCCUAUGGCUGCCCUUGUCCUUAUCAUCAGCGGCAUCCUCAUUAUUCUGAUUUCGCUGUUCAUGAUAUGUUACUGCAUGGCACGACUGCACACUCAGCUUCAAAGGGCAUUAGAAGAAGAGAGGGCAUACCGCGACCGUCGCAUGGAUUCCUUCUCGGAAGGCCCUUACAGCGAGUUCGUGGACACGUACGGCUCACUCAUUCCUAAAAUGCCAUUGAUGUCCACGUACCAGGCAAAUAUGGGGGGAGACAGCACUGGACCCUACGCAAGACGGGCUUCCGCACGGAAUUAUUCCUAUUGAACAUUUGUUUCUUCACGACUCAUUUUAAUAGCACUACUCGGAGCUGGGAAUACAAAGAUUUUCAAAAAUGUGUGGUGAAUGUUUUAGAGAGGCUUAGGACGUUGGUUUAGGUGUUACUUUGAAACAAAGCAGUUUUACCUC